Ricinus communis (castor bean) is the source of this 1399-nucleotide messenger RNA. RefSeq names its product dolichyl-phosphate beta-glucosyltransferase. The record is from RefSeq and is a predicted model, not a curated record. Gene Ontology annotation, cellular component: endoplasmic reticulum membrane. Lineage: Eukaryota; Viridiplantae; Streptophyta; Magnoliopsida; Malpighiales; Euphorbiaceae. The transcript has 10 exons. The coding region runs from base 129 to 1136 and encodes 335 amino acids.
GCUAGGACUGCAUAAGAAAAAAAAACAAGAGAACUGACUUCUCUUGUUUUGUACGGAAAGCUGUGCUAGUUUAGUAUAUUGUUCGCUCCAAAGCCAAAUCCAAAACCAAAGGCAAAACGAGAAAAAAAAUGGGGUUUCUAUGGACAGUAGCAGAGGUAUUUGUGGCCCUAAUUGUUGUUAUUGCUUCCCUAUUACUCACCGCAAUCAUCUUUGAAUCCUAUAAAGGAAGACACAACAACAAGCACGUUGAUUCUCAUGUUAUAUUCGAGGAUCCGAAUUCGUUGAAUCAGGUUCCAUGCCCCUAUAUCCAUGAUCCAGCAGAAAAGUACAUAUCUUUGAUUAUUCCUGCAUUUAAUGAAGAGUAUAGGCUUCCUGGAGCACUUGAUGAAACCAUGAAUUAUCUUCAACAACGUGCGGCAAACGAUAAAUCUUUUACUUAUGAGGUGGUGAUCGUUGAUGAUGGAAGUUCUGAUGCAACAAAAAGAGUAGCUUUUGGCUUUGUUAAAAAAUAUUCAGUGGACAAUGUAAGGGUUAUCCUUCUAGGGAAAAAUCAUGGCAAGGGAGAAGCUAUACGAAAAGGCAUGCUUCAUUCACGUGGUGAAUUGCUUUUAAUGCUGGAUGCUGAUGGUGCAACCAAGGUUAAUGACCUUGAGAAACUUGAAAAUCAGAUUCAUGCAGUUGCGAACAAGGAGAUUCAUUUAGGAGAUUCAGCAGCUACAGAUUCAAUUCACAGAAUAUCUGAUGUCCCAAUUGCAGCAUUUGGUUCUCGGGCUCAUCUUGAGGAGAAGGCUUUGGCAACAAGGAAGUGGUACCGCAAUUUUCUAAUGAAGGGCUUCCAUCUUGUGGUCCUCUUAAGUGCCGGUCCUGGGAUCCGUGACACACAGUGUGGUUUUAAGAUGUUUACCAGGGCUGCAGCUAGGAAACUUUUCACAAACAUCCGGCUGAAAAGAUGGUGUUUUGAUGUAGAGGUGGUUUAUCUAUGCAAAUGGUUUUCUAUUCCUAUGAUUGAAAUUUCUGUAAACUGGUCUGAGAUUCCUGGAUCCAAGGUGAAUCCAUUAAGCAUUCCAAACAUGCUUUGGGAGCUCGCAAUCAUGUCCAUUGGGUACAGGACUGGAAUGUGGGAGAUUUGCAAAUGAGUAUCAAUCAUUAUGAAGUUCUCUUAAUUAAGAACUGUUCUGAUCUUCCUACUUCUGAUGUUUUGUGAUUCUUGAUAAAGGAAGACGAAGAUGACUCCAUCCUCAAGUGCAAAAGCAUCUUUGGAAGCACAUUUUUGAGGGGAAAUUUAUAAUUUGUGAGCUUGAAAUGCAAGUCAUAAUCUAACCCUUCCAAUUUAGAUUGUAGCACCACUUGAAUGGCUAUAUAUAUAUAUAUAUAUAUAUAUUUCUUUUCUCUGUUCUCA